This is a messenger RNA of Chionomys nivalis (European snow vole), 5262 nucleotides long. It is a transcript of the gene Pck2, whose product is annotated as phosphoenolpyruvate carboxykinase 2, mitochondrial. Gene Ontology annotation, cellular component: cytosol. Bases 177 to 2099 code for a protein of 640 amino acids. Lineage: Eukaryota; Metazoa; Chordata; Mammalia; Rodentia; Cricetidae. The transcript is spliced from 10 exons. Gene Ontology annotation, biological process: cellular response to dexamethasone stimulus; gluconeogenesis; cellular response to insulin stimulus. Gene Ontology annotation, molecular function: phosphoenolpyruvate carboxykinase (GTP) activity; manganese ion binding; GTP binding. The record is from RefSeq and is a predicted model, not a curated record.
CACAGGCGAGAAAACCAGCUAGGUUCCGCCCCGGUGCCUGCCCGCCUCCUUUUUAAGCGCCUCCCGCCCAACCUCAGCUCCCUCUGGCUUUGCCACGCUCUUUCCUACCCCGCCUUCCUUGUCUCCCCCGACUGCUCUGGUUCCUGUGGCCACCCCGCAGCGCCAGCCCAGGUGCCAUGACUGCUAUGUACCUCCCCAGCCUGCGGCUUAGCUUGCAUGGGCUGAGGCCCUGGCGCUGGUCACCAUGCCGUAACAUCCAAACUCUGCGGGUACUCAGUGGAGACCUGGGCCAGCUGCCUGCUGGAGUCCAGGACUUUGUGGCACGCAGUGCCCGUCUGUGCCAACCAGAGAGCAUUCACAUUUGUGAUGGGUCUGAGGCUGAGAACGCUGCCACACUGGCCCUGCUGGAACAGCAGGGGCUUAUCCGGAAGCUCCCCAAGUAUGAGAACUGCUGGCUGGCUCGCACAGACCCCAAGGAUGUGGCACGGGUAGAAAGCAAGACGGUGAUUGUAACCCCUUCGCAGAGGGACACAGUGCCCCUCCUGGCUGAUGGGGCCCGUGGGCAGCUGGGCAACUGGAUGUCCCCAGAUGAGUUCCAGCGAGCUGUGGAUGAGAGAUUCCCAGGAUGCAUGCAGGGCCGCACCAUGUACGUGCUUCCGUUCAGCAUGGGUCCCGUGGGCUCCCCACUGUCCCGCAUCGGAGUGCAGCUCACUGACUCAGCUUAUGUGGUAGCAAGCAUGCGUAUCAUGACCCGCCUGGGAACACCUGUGCUUCAGGCCCUGGGAGAUGGUGACUUCAUCAAGUGUCUGCAUUCAGUAGGCCAGCCCCUGACUGGGCAUGGGGAUCCUGUGAGCCCGUGGCCAUGCAAUCCGGAAAAAACCCUGAUUGGCCACGUGCCAGACCAGCGGGAGAUCGUCUCCUUCGGCAGCGGCUAUGGUGGUAACUCCUUGCUGGGCAAGAAGUGCUUUGCCCUGCGCAUCGCCUCUCGCCUGGCCAGGGAUGAGGGCUGGCUGGCAGAGCAUAUGCUGAUUUUGGGGAUCACCAACCCUGCAGGGAAAAAGCGCUAUGUGGCAGCUGCUUUCCCCAGUGCCUGUGGCAAAACCAAUCUGGCUAUGAUGCAGCCUGCAUUGCCAGGCUGGAAAGUAGAGUGUGUGGGGGAUGAUAUCGCCUGGAUGAGGUUUGACAGUGAAGGUCAGCUCCGGGCCAUCAACCCUGAGAAUGGCUUCUUUGGGGUGGCCCCUGGCACAUCUGCUACCACCAAUCCCAAUGCAAUGGCCACAAUCCAGAGUAACACUCUUUUCACCAAUGUGGCCGAGACCAGUGACGGUGGUGUGUACUGGGAAGGCAUUGACCAGCCUCUUCCACCUGGUGUCACUGUGACCUCCUGGCUGGGAAAGCCCUGGAAACCUGGUGACAAGGAACCCUGUGCACAUCCCAAUUCACGCUUCUGUGUCCCGGCUCGCCAGUGUCCCAUCAUGGACCCAGCCUGGGAAGCACCAGAGGGUGUCCCCAUUGAUGCCAUCAUCUUUGGAGGCCGCAGGCCCAAAGGGGUACCUCUUGUGUAUGAAGCCUUCAGCUGGCGUCAUGGGGUGUUUGUAGGUAGCUCCAUGCGUUCAGAGUCCACUGCAGCUGCUGAGCACAAAGGAAAGAUCAUUAUGCAUGAUCCCUUUGCCAUGCGGCCUUUUUUUGGCUAUAACUUUGGACACUACCUCCAACACUGGCUGAGCAUGGAGGGACACAAAGGAGCCCGGCUGCCUCGUAUCUUCCAUGUCAACUGGUUCCGGCGAGAUGAAGCGGGCCGCUUCCUGUGGCCAGGUUUUGGGGAGAACGCUCGUGUGCUAGAUUGGAUCUGCAGACGGUUAGAUGGGGAAGACAGUGCCCAAGAGACUCCCAUCGGGCUGGUACCAAAGGAAGGAGCCCUGAAUCUCAGUGGCCUCAAAGCGAUAGACAACAUUCAGCUGUUCUCCAUCCCCAAGGACUUCUGGGAACAGGAGGUUCGUGAUAUUAGGAGCUACCUGACCGAGCAAGUCAACCAGGAUCUGCCUAAGGAGGUGUUGUCAGAGCUCGAGGCUCUGGAGGGGCGUGUGCGAAGAAUGUGACCUGAGGCUCUAGGCUAGCAAGAACACAACACCCCCAUCUGGCUAGGGAAUUCCCAGGCUCAUAGAAAACAUGGACGGUUUGAUAUUAAAUGUGUGAGUAUUGGAAGGCCAGGCCACAGACCUUCUCCCUUGUUAUCUUAUACGUCUGUGCUGUUUUCACUCCCCAUUUGUCUCCGUAGGCUUCCUUCUAAUAUCAGUCUCGAUACUGGCUCACAUAGUAAGAACUUGUGGAAGAAGGCAUGAUUCUUCAGAAGAAUGUAGCCUGGUAUGGUGAUAUACACCUUUAAUCCUAGAGGCAGCCCGAUCUCGGGGAGUUUGAGACCAGUCUGCCUGGUCUACAUAGCAAGUGCCAGGCCAGCUGGGGCUACAUGGUAAAGAUCAAUUAAAAAAAAAAAAAGAAGAAGAAGAAAGAAAGAAAGGAAGGAAGGAAGGAAGGAAGGAAGGAAGGAAGGAAGGAAGGAAGAAAGAAAGAAAGAAAGAAAGAAAGAAAGAAAGAAAGAAAGAAAGAAAGAAAGAAAAAGGGAGGCCACAGCAGGCUGCUCAGUGUCUAGGGUUAGGGUUCUUUGUCCCAUGCAGACAUGCAUGUCUGCAGAAGUUUCAUUCUGCAGUGACAGCUCCAUUGCUGGUUCUUCUGCUGGUUUCUCCCACCUGACUUGAACCAGGAGUCAUGCAGUCUUUUUGGAGACAAGGUCAGUGAGGGCAGCUCCAACAUUAAUUCUUGUGCUGGUUUCCCCCACCUGACUUGAACCAGGAACCAUACUAUUUUUUUUUCUUUUUUUUUUUUUUUUAACUUGAGACAAGGUCUCAUGAAGCCCAGGCUGGAUUCAAACUCACUGUGCAGCUAAAGAUAACCCUGUCCUCCUGAUCCUCCUCUCUCCCUCCUGGCAAGCAUGCCACCAUCUGUAUGCUAGGUGCCGUUUCUAAGCACCUUAUGAAAGUCCCAUUUUACAGCUCAAAAGUGAGAGUUGGAUUGAGCAAAAUGACAUGUCUUAAAAUCCUGGCACUUGAAGGACCCUAUCACCAAGGCAAGAGAAUUGUGUACACAGUGACCCUGUCUACACAGAAAAUCACAGACCAAAGAUCAUCCAGAGAACGGCCCCACACCUUUGUGUGUACGGGCAGCAGGGUGUUAGUAAAAGAAAAAAAGACUUGAAGUUCAGAGGGGAAUAUGUUGGAAGGGGUCUGGGGAAAAUUGGAAAGGGGAAGUGAACUUGAUCAAAAGACAUAUACAUAUGAAAUUCUCAAAUAAUAAUAAAUAAUAAAAUAUGAGAAAAACCUUCAAACAAAAUGGGAUUCCUGGAAAACUCCUCAGAAGAAAUAACUAGAUGAAGGAAGAAAUAGUGAGUGUUCUCCAAGAAAAGGCCAGAAAACUAGUCAAGGAAGAGAGGUCAGGGUGGCUACACACAGAACACAGCAGUGGAGUACACAACACAAAACUGCAGCCAGGGAAGGCUGAUUGGGUCCCGAAUUAUGGCAGAAGUAAGGUCUAACAUUCUGCUCUGCUGCACUUUAAGGCAGCUAAGGAUAACAAUACCAAAAAGGAGCUGAAGGGCCGGGUAUGGUGGCACAGGCCUUUAAUCCUAGCACUCAGGAGGCAGAGGCAGAAGAAUCUUAGAGUUCGAGGUCAGUCUUGUCUAUAGAGCACGUUCCAGGACAGCCAGGGGGGAGACCCUGUCCCAGAAAAAAGAAAGCAAAAAAGAACUGAAGGAUUUUGAGUGCUUUCUGUUUUGUACCACAAAGAAAUGGUUGAGGGGAGUUCAUCCUAAUUUGAACAUUACAUAGUGCACCCAUGCAGCUGAGCAUCCCACGAUACCUCAUAAAUAUGCACAAUCUUACAGUCAGAUCCUUAUCUUCAUCAUUAGCAAGGGGUGAAAACAAUGUUUUCUGCACACAGUGGCUCUGUCCCUUCAUCUAUAGCGUGGGAAUGUGUCUCUACCGUACAAUGCUGGGAUAACUUGAGUCAGUGGAGGCAAGCACUUAACGAGCAGCGACCGUUAGCUGUCAGCUCCUCUCCACUCUACAGUGAUUAGAGUUGGCCCUAAUUAUGGAGCUGACUCUGCAUUGAAGAGGAAAAAGGAGCCAGGCGGUGGUGGCGCAUGCCUUUAAUCCCAGCAGAGGUAGGCAGAGCUCUGUGAGUUCAAGGCCAGUCUGGUCUACAAGAGCUAGUUCCAAGACAGUCAGGGCUAUUACACAGAGAAACCCUGACUUGAAAAACCGAAAGAAAAAAAAAAGCAGUGAAAAGAAAAUUUAGGAGGAAAAGACACCUUUCUAUGUAGCCAAGAAUAACCUUGAAUAGGAGGUUCUCCUGCCUCCUGCCUCCUAUCUCUAGAGACAAGCACACAUCACCAAGCCAGGAUGAUGUACUGGCAAUAGAUAGCACCCAAAGCCUUGAGUGAUAGGCAAAUGCUCUACCAACUUGGCUACAUUCCCCCAGACUAUGGCCUUUCAAAAGGAUAGUCAGUUAAAACAGCACACAUAAUAAAUUUAAAUACUGCACUUAAUAAAGUAUAUUUACUAAUGCUCAAAUCUUCCCACCUUAGCUUAUAGAAACUUGGCUGAGUCAUUUUAACAGGGUGCUGACAGUCCCUGCCUAUUUCUCUGGUGAUAAGGAUUGCUGUACAAACAUCCUGUAUAUUUUAUGCUCCAGCCCUGGAAUCAACCAGCCCUCUAAGAAACUGGAGUCUUUCAGUAGGAAACAAUAUGAAAAACCAUCAAGAUCCCAAACAUAGUAGCACACACUUGUAACCUCAGACAAGGACAAUGGAGAGUUUGAGGCCAGCCUAACAAUAUAACCAUGACAUGGUGCCCAGGCUGACCUCAAAUUUCCUGCAUACUGGGAUUAUGGGAACCAGCCACCACACCCAACUUUGACUUGUCCCAGAAAACAGACAACAGGGCCAGCAAGACUGCUCAGUAGGUGAAGAUGCCCGCUGCCAAGUCGGACAACCUGAGUUCAGUCCUUAAGACCCACACGGUAGGAGGGAACCAACUCUCUUUUCCACAUCCACAAGCCCACACACAUCACAAACACAGGUGCACAUGAAUAAAACUGGCAAAAACAAAAUAAAACACAACCUGUGCACUCUGUGUUUGUGAAUCUGUCAUUCUUUCUAGACCUUUCCAGUGAUAGAAAGAUAAAACACAUGUGAUAAAACAAUGACAA